CAACAGCUGAUUGCAAAUGUCAAACGGCACUUAAAAAACACGCAAGUGUUUUAUUUGUAUUUAAUUUUUUUAACAUUCCAACGCAUUGAAAUUUAGCCAGCAGAAAAUGACUAUAACAAAUUUACAACGUUGGCUUCUCUAUAUAGGACUUUUCGCAAUACCCUAUCUAGCUAUAGUGGCUGGUUAUCUGCGGGCGCCUGUGUUAACCAAGUGGGAAUUGGAAAUCCAAUUGUUGCCGAUUGUGCUACUGGUUUUGUUUGGAGCUUAUGCUGCCACAGUUGUGCUCUAUCGCACCUUUACAUUCAACGACUGUCCACAAGCGGCCAAAGAGUUGCAGCAACAAAUUGAAGAAGCGCGGAAAGAUUUAAAAGAAAAAGGUUUUGUAUUUCGCGACUGAUGCAUAUUUGUAACUACUUUUAUAAGCUGAUUAACUUUCCAAUCAUAUUAAUUAUUAAAUAUAAUUGAGUUAUAUGUAAAUAAAUAUAUAAUUAUGUACUUACGUAUGAAUAAU
Rhagoletis pomonella (apple maggot) is the source of this 511-nucleotide messenger RNA. RefSeq names its product dolichol-phosphate mannosyltransferase subunit 3-like. The transcript is spliced from 2 exons. Bases 107 to 397 code for a protein of 96 amino acids. Gene Ontology annotation, cellular component: endoplasmic reticulum membrane; dolichol-phosphate-mannose synthase complex. The record is from RefSeq and is a predicted model, not a curated record. NCBI's taxonomy places the organism in Eukaryota, Metazoa, Arthropoda, Insecta, Diptera, Tephritidae. Gene Ontology annotation, biological process: GPI anchor biosynthetic process.